Messenger RNA from Cladophialophora immunda, 549 nucleotides. RefSeq lists its product as uncharacterized. The coding region runs from base 1 to 549 and encodes 182 amino acids. The record is from RefSeq and is a predicted model, not a curated record. The transcript is spliced from 2 exons. Lineage: Eukaryota; Fungi; Ascomycota; Eurotiomycetes; Chaetothyriales; Herpotrichiellaceae.
AUGACCCGACGAUCAAGUAUCACCGUCGCCAUACCUGACCGAGAAACUCGCCGGUCAGAGCUGAAGUGCAUCUCGCUGAUCGAACAAGCAUCGGGCGCGACGAUCUCCAUCACUAGAGACAACCGCAUUCCACCAAAUCAAGGGAAUUUAUUGACAUUCCUGCGUCGUGUCUCAAAGGGCCUGCAGGAUAUCGACGUCGCUGACGUUGUCGGAGCUCUAGAAGAGGUGGUACAACGCUGCGUUACUGAGCCUGAUUUUGGAGGGUAUGGGCUGAUCGAACAACAAAGCCUACAACCGUCUCAGGAAGCAGACGUCCUCUUUCUGUGUUCAGCUCUCCUGGAAGCCCUUAAGAGCGCUGCUCGAGCACGCGCGAGGCCGCCGUUGUUCUCCGAGAGGCCCAAAGGAAGACGGGGAAUGACUAUAGCGGAGAAAAUCUUUGCCAUGCACGACGUGUCCCGCCGUGGCUUUGUCAUGUCGGGAGACAUCAUCCAAGUCGAUGUGGACUGGGUCUUAGCAUCUGAGCUCUCCUGGCAGUGUACGAUUCUGUAG